Rhagoletis pomonella (apple maggot) is the source of this 999-nucleotide messenger RNA. RefSeq lists its product as uncharacterized. The annotation marks the transcript as partial. The transcript has a single exon. The record is from RefSeq and is a predicted model, not a curated record. Lineage: Eukaryota; Metazoa; Arthropoda; Insecta; Diptera; Tephritidae.
AUGACUGCAUCGUUAUCUGUGUCGCCUAGUGCCCCAGUAUCUCCUUCUGAUGCUGUGUUCCUAGCUACUGCCGUCGUUCUGGUAAAAAAUCGUGCUGGAAGCUUCGUGCCUUGCAGGGCGCUUUUAGAUUCUGGCUCCCAGUUACACUUUGUCACAACUCGCCUUGCAAACCAAUUGCAGCUUGUAAAAGCAAAAUCUUCUGCUACAGUAUCUGGCAUUGGAGAUGCCAAUUUCUCAACGGAGGGUUACUCAGUCGACCUCGUACUGAAGUCGCGGACUUCAGAUUUCCCAACAAACAUAACAGCUGUUGUUGUGCAAACCAUAACCGACAACCAGCCUGGCUGCUCCGUGAGCACCAACGAGUGGGAUGUUCCGUCGAAUAUACAACUAGCUGAUCCUGGGUUCAACUUACCGCAGCGAAUUGAUCUGCUCAUUGGAGCAGCAUUGUUCUUCGAUCUGCUAUGUGUGGGGCAGAUACGCUUGGCAUACGGUUUACCACUCCUUCAGAAAACACGCCUCGGUUGGGUGCUAUCUGGAGGGGGGCAACAAGCUCCAAAACUAUCAUCUUUUGUGGUGCGACGGAAGUCCUCCAGUGAUAUUAUUUCCACUCGGUUGGAAGAUUUAGUGCGUCAGUUCUGGGAAAUAGAGCACAACUUCGAGCCGAUCUCUAAGGCCUCCCAAGAAGAUAUCGACUGCGAAGCCCACUUCCGGGAAAAUUAUUUGCGAUUGUCAUCAGGCGAAUACUCAGUUCGUCUUCCCAUGAAGAGUGGUGUGGAGGCCCUUGGAGACUCCUAUUUGCAAGCUCGUCAACGCUUCGAAAGUCUUGAACGAAAAUUCGCUCGUAACCCUGAGCUUAAAACAGAAUAUAGUAAGUUCAUAAAGGAAUAUCUGGACGUUAAUCACAUGUCGCUAGUUACCAAUGAGGUUUUUCAACAAUGCAAGUAUUUUCUGCCGCAUCAUUGCGUCAUCAAGGAUGACAGUAGCACAACAAAGCUGAGA